This is a messenger RNA of Suricata suricatta (meerkat), 974 nucleotides long. RefSeq names its product BCL2 interacting killer (gene BIK). The record is from RefSeq and is a predicted model, not a curated record. Gene Ontology annotation, biological process: male gonad development; apoptotic mitochondrial changes; apoptotic process. The coding region runs from base 126 to 572 and encodes 148 amino acids. Lineage: Eukaryota; Metazoa; Chordata; Mammalia; Carnivora; Herpestidae. The transcript is spliced from 5 exons.
GGGGCGGGGCCCGGCGGCUUAUACUCUCGCGCCGGCCUGCAGCCGCAGACAGUACGCCUCCCGACGCCAGCGCUCCGGACGCCGCCACCUUCGCCGCCACCGCCACCUCGGACGCGAGAGAAGAAAUGUCUCACGCAGGACCCCUCUCCAGGGAUGUCUUUUUGAGCACCUUCCUGCAGGAGCAUGGCCCGGAAGUUCUGGACGUUCCCGGCGUGACUGAUCUCGUGGAGUACUAUGAUCCCGGGCCCUCCCCUAACAGCAACAGCCCCGAUGACGUGGCCAUGCGGCUGGCCUUCAUCGGGGACGAGAUGGAAGUGAGGUGGAUGGUGCCCCGCGUUGGCGAGCUGCCUGGGAUGGCCUUGUACAGCUUGGCCUUUACCUACAACCAGACGGGCCUGAGGGGUGUUCUCAGGAGUCUCAUGGACGGGCUCGCCAGCCUCAGGGAGAACAUCCGCGUGUGGAGCUUCCUGACCCUCAGGAACAGGGUGUCCCCGAACGCUGGCCGUGGGCUGGCGCUGUCCCUGCUGCUGCUGGUGCUGCUGCUCAGCUGGGGGCUCCACCACCUCCAGUGACGCCCCGCUGCUGCGCAGCCUGGGGGUGGGGCUGGCCCCGCCCCCGCCCACCACCCUGGAGGUGGCCUCAGUUGGUUUUGUUGCCUUUUUAACGGUUUUCUGAUGAUCCCUUUUUUUUUUUAUUUAAACUCUGAGUGCUGGGACACUACUGAGGUUUCAUACUAGUUUUUUCUUUCUUUUUGUUAUAAGAGAAAUGAAUUCAUUAUACCUCUGGGGUCGUUACUGGGUAACUGCCCGCGCCAAGGCCUGGCUGGGCCUUCUCUCCUGGCCCCGCCCCGAGCAGUGGCCAGUCCGGGGGGAGUGCUGGCCGCACCCCCGUGUCUGUGACGCUCGUGGCAAAGAGAAAAUCUGCUGGAAUGGAUUUCCGAGGGGUGGGAGAGCUCAAUAAAAUGUUGGUUUCCA